GUUCUGAGCCACCGCCACGGCUGAGCCAGGCUGGACGCGCUCCAGCUUAUUGAUGAUGAUGAUGAUAGGAAUUUAAACAUUGAACCGGGCGCGGGCAGCGCUACGCCCCGAGCAAGCCGGAGCCUGCCGGAUCGUGCGGACUGUGCCCCGGGGAAAGGUCCCGGUCUCGGCCCCUUCCCGUCGGUUCCCGUCCGUCGCGGCCAUGGCUGAGGAGCUGCUGGCUCUGCGCGAGCAGAUGGUGGCCGAGGCCACCUGCCCGCUGUGCCUGGAUCUGUUCGAGCAGCCCGUGCUCACGAAGUGCGGGCACAGCUUCUGCGGGCAGUGCCUGGCGGGCGUGCUGGGGGACCCCCCGCGCCGCGCCCCCUGCCCGCAGUGCCGCGCCCCGGUGAAGCCGGGCUCGCUGCGCCCCAUCCGCUCGCUGGGCAACAUGGCCGGGCUGACCCGAGCCCUGGAGGAGAUGGAGGCGCGGCCGCAGUGCCCCCAGCACGGCAAGCCCCUGGCGCUGUUCUGCGAGCCCUGCGCCGCCCUGCUCUGCGCGCCCUGCCGGGACGGGCCCGAGCACCGCCCGCACCGUGUCCGCCCCGCCGAAGAGGCCGCCCGGGAGCUGCGGGACACACUGCAGAGCAACCUGCUUUCUCUACAAGAACAGAAGGAAAACUUGAAGAGAAGCGGAGACGAGAAGAGUGAAGACCUGCUGAAGGCGCUGAUGUGGGAGUUGGAGCGUGUGCCCGAGACCUUUGAGGAGCUGCAGCAGUGCCUGGAGGAGCAGAAGAAGACCCUGCAGGCCCAGCUGGGGCAGAUGUCCCAGGAGCUGGUCAGUAGGAGUGAUGAGUACACGUCCAGGGUUUUGGAGAGGGAGUCGCUGCUGGACACGGUGAUGGCGCAGAUCGAGGAGAAGCGGGACCAGCCGGCGGUCGAGUUCCUCAUGGAUGUUGGCACAAUCCUGAGCAGCUGUUGGGCAGCCGAGGCCCCGAUCCCAGAGCCAGUUUCCCCAGAGCUGCAGAGGAGCAUUGAGAGCCUCUCUGAGAGGAGCCAGCAGGUCGUGGACAUGGUGGAUAAAUUCAGAGUGAGCCUGCAGAGCGACAUAGACUGGGGCAUAAGGGAGCAGGUGACGCUGGACCCAGAGACGGCGCAUCCUUACCUGAUCCUCUGGAAGGACCACAAAAUUGUCUGGUUAGGAGGUGAAGAGCAAAACCUCCCUGAUACCCCCAAGAGGUUCACAGGCAGCUUCAGUGUCUUGGGCUCCCAGGGGUUCACAUCUGGCAGUCAUUACUGGGAGGUGAAGGUCCAGGAAGAGGGCUGCUGGGCCGUGGGAGUGGCCCUGGAGUCUGUGCCGAGGAAGGAGCCACUCGACCUGCUCAGAUCUGAGGAGGUCUGGGCCCUUCAAGUAGACGAGGAUGGCAUCUACAGAGCAGUCGGAAUGACCUCUGACGGGUGGGCACUCACAGAAAAACUGCAGAGAAUCAGGAUCUGCCUGGAUUAUGAAGCAGGCCGAGUGACCUUCUGCAACGCAAAGGACAUGACGCAGAUCUUGCAGUUGGAGGUCACCUUCACUGAGAAGGUCUUCCCAUACUUUGAGCUCUAUUUCGUAGAUACCCAGAUCAGGGUGUGUGACUGACAGGGUGGGACGGCUGCCGGGCCCCUGCCCGUGCCCCUGGCUGGCUGAGCAGGGAGGAGCUGUGGCAAUGACACGGCACCACACUGCAGCCUCACUGCAGCUCUGCCUGGCUGGAUCCUCUCUGCCAUUUCCUGCCUCUCCUCCCGCUAAGUCCUUUGGAGCAUUACAGAAGUGCUGUCCUGCCUGGCGGUGUCUGCGUGCUGCUGUCCUGGCUAGAUGCCGUGGUGAUGGUGUCCUGCCUCUGCCUGUGGGCACUGAGGCCACAGAAUAAUCGGGAGGGAGGAGGGAAGAGGCUCCGAUUGUCCGUGCCGGCCUUUGGCAGCACUGCAGGGCUGGGCUGGGCUGGGCUGGAGGGUGCAGCCACCCUGCACUCAUGAAGCCAGGCUGGAGCCACGAGCUGAUAAUGAUAUAUUGAGUUUUAUUAUUCACAUUUUUCAGAUUCUGUGCUGCUUUGGUGUGUAGCUCUGAGUUCAUGUUAGGUGUUAGCAAGUUCUCUUCACAGGGUAGGUAGACAAAACGAUCCUUUUCUAGCUUGAGACCAAGGAUACAAGGUCCAGGCCCAAAAAGUACUAACAGCAGUGAAUUGUAGUAAAAAAAACAAGGAGGAUGGAACUUCAUAACCUAAAGCUGUAACUGGACAAUUAACUGCAAUAUACAAUUGCAGCAGAACUUAUAAGAGCAUGAGAGACCUCAUGAGUCGUCAUCCAUUUUGUGACCACUUAGAGUCCAUCUUGGGUGUAGCCUUGGCCAGGCUACUGUGCAAGACGUAGCCACUAAGGCAUUUUACUAAAU
Messenger RNA from Motacilla alba alba, 2410 nucleotides. Its product is annotated as E3 ubiquitin-protein ligase TRIM7-like. NCBI's taxonomy places the organism in Eukaryota, Metazoa, Chordata, Aves, Passeriformes, Motacillidae. Gene Ontology annotation, molecular function: protein binding; zinc ion binding. The transcript is spliced from 7 exons. The coding region runs from base 203 to 1618 and encodes 471 amino acids. The record is from RefSeq and is a predicted model, not a curated record.